Gracilinanus agilis (Agile Gracile Mouse Opossum) is the source of this 483-nucleotide messenger RNA. RefSeq names its product M-phase phosphoprotein 6-like. The transcript has a single exon. NCBI's taxonomy places the organism in Eukaryota, Metazoa, Chordata, Mammalia, Didelphimorphia, Didelphidae. Bases 1 to 483 code for a protein of 160 amino acids. The record is from RefSeq and is a predicted model, not a curated record. Gene Ontology annotation, biological process: maturation of 5.8S rRNA.
AUGGUGGCCACGUCUAAACCGAAGCUGUCCAAGAAACUGAUGCGGAUGAAGUUCAUGCAAAGGGGGUUGGAUGCAGAAAUUAAAAAACAACUAGAAGAGGAAGAAAAGAAAAUAAUCAGUGAAGAACACUGGUACUUGGAUUUACCUGAACUUAAGGAGAAAGAGAGUUUCAUAAUAGAGGAGCAGAGCUUUAUGCUUUGUGAAGAUCUUUUGUAUGGAAGAAUGUCAUUCAGAGGGUUUAAUCCAGAAAUUGAGAAAUUAAUGGUCCAAAUGAAUGCCAAACACAAAGAGGAAGAAGUUGAAGAUGUAACAAUGGAGGCUGAUGUGUCUGAUGAAGAAAUGGCCAGAAGAUACGAAACUUUGGUGGGCACAAUUGGAAAGAAGUUUGCUAAAAAAAGAGAUCGAGCACAGUAUGAUGAAGAUGAAAAUGGUAACAUAAGACCAGUUAAAGCUAAGAAGACAUUUUUAAAGCCUCAGGAUUAG